GACGAUAUCGAUCUUUUCGGACAAAAUGAUCGCUUAUCACCAGAACGAGAUAACACGAUGGACGAAUUUUGGAGUAACGUGAAUGACGCUGAAUGCUUGGAAGUUCUAGACACCGUUGAGAAUCUCGGACUUUAUGAUUUUCAAGAUUCAUACACUACGCUCGUUAAUGGCAAACGUGUCUCCAGUGCAAAUACAACGUCGGCUGUUAGGCUAAAAAAAUUACGUUUAAAUCUCGUAAAGUCUUCAGGAUUUACACAAAUCUCUACAUCAUCAAAUCAUACAAUUACCUGGUAUUACGUGAAAAAUACCAACAAUAUUCAAAACUAUAUCUACUUUCUUGAUUCGAUUAAAUCCGAACUAAUCAAUUUACUAAAAUCAAUUGUGAGUAAAAAUCCGAUCAAGUUUAAUUUAAAGCUUGAGGCGACAUAUAAUAUACCGAAUGUGGAAUAUUCAUCGGAAAACCGUGCUUUUAAAACAUCGGCUAAGGCGAUUUUCUGUGAUACCGGAGUACAGGAAAUUGUCGAAGAGGCAUUCGCUAAAUUAAUGAAAGAGCAAGACGAGUAUACAAGCAAGGGUAGUGGUUUCACAUUACAAUGUAUAGACGGUUUAAUGUUAGGUGUGUAUAAAUAUAAACCUAUAGGCGGCUCAUCAUACAUACAACUACCAGGCGCAAUAGAAAAUAAAAAAGCUGUGAUUAAUCCGCAGAACUUAGACUCACAAUGCUUCAAAUGGGCGAUCCUAGCAAAACAUGUCACAGGAAAUAAUAAACAUCGUGUUGGUGAUAAUUAUUUUAAACACCAAGAAAAAUAUAAUUUUACAAAUCUAUCAUUUCCAACACCACUACAUCAGGUUAAAAUUUUUGAAAAAAAUAAUCCAAACGUCUCUGUCAAUGUUUACGGUAUUGAUAAACAAUUUCAACCACCGAAAUUUCCGGAAUAUAAAGUAUUUCCACUAAAAGUAGUACAUGAAGAAAAACCCGAUCACUUUGAUCUUUUACUAAUUUCAGACCAGGACGAUAACACUCACUAUAGUUACAUCUCUAAUUUUUCAAGACUCAUUAGCGCUCAAAAAACCAAACAUAAUGGGCAGUUAAUUUUCUGCAAACGGUGCUUUACAUCAUUCGAUAAACAACAAUACAAAUAUAAAUUAAACGGAGUUGCAGGACUUGAACAACAUAAAUUAAUAUGUGGGGAACACAAGCCCAUACUACCUCAGUUACCUGAACCCGGAUCAAUACUCGAGUUUACUGCAUGGGAUAAAACGCAACGUCAUCCUAUAGUAAUUUACGCGGAUUUCGAAGCAAUUCUAAAGAAAAGUGAUGAGAAAAUUGGAGAAAAAACAACAGCUUUUCAAGAACACGAGCCCAUGAGCUAUGGGUUUAUGGUUAAAGCAAAUGAAGAAAUACCAGUGGAACUGCUUGAAAAAUUCGGAAUUCCGACAUCGCCUGUAAUUUACCGUGGAAAUGAAAAUAAUAAAGACGUGGCGAGACAUUUUAUAGAUAGUAUUGUGAAUAUAGGUCAAAAAAUUGAAAAACUACUCAAAACAAACACCCCUAUAAUUUUCACUAUUGAACAGCGGAGAACACAUGAAACAUGUAAUACUUGUAAUUUAUGCAAAACCAAAUUUUCUCAUGAAAAUCAUAAAGUGGCUGAUCAUUGUCAUUUAUCAGGGAAAUUUAGACAGUCAUUAUGCAAUACGUGUAAUCUUAAACUUCAAACACCUAACUUCGUACCAGUAUUUUUUCAUAAUUUAUCAAAUUAUGAUGCACAUUUUAUUGUCACUCGUCUCGGGUAUGAUACAAACUCUAUCUCGGUAAUACCAAACAGCGAAGAAAAAUUUAUUACGUUUUCAAAAUACAUUAGCAACUUCUUCACAUUAAGAUUUAUCGACACACUAAGAUUUAUGGCCUCCAGUUUAUCAACACUUUCAAAAAAUUUAAUUACACCAGGAUUUGAAAAGUUUAGAGACAGUGCAAAACAUUUUUCUACACAAGAUUUACCACUAGUUACUCGUAAGGGGGUAUACCCGUAUGACUACACAGAUGAAUGGGAUAAGCUUGAAGAAACCAGUUUACCGGCGAAAAAAUAUUUUUACAGUACAUUGGACGAAUCACAUAUAAAACAUGAGGAUUUUGAGCAUGCAAAUACAGUUUGGAAUCAUUUCAACUGUCAAACACUCGGGGAAUACUCUGAUCUUUAUUUAAAAAUCGACGUGCUGCUGCUGACUGAUGUGUUUGAAAAUUUCCGAGAUCUCUGUAUAAGAACUUACCAUCUGGACCCAUCAUUUUACUACACAGCACCGGGAUUUAGUUUUGACUGUAUGCUGAAAUACACGGGUCAACAACUUGAACUGAUUUCGGAUUAUGAUAUUUUGUUAAUGUUCGAGAAAGGAAUUCGUGGCGGCUUGACCCAGGCGAGCAUGAGAUAUGCAAAGGCGAAUAAUGAAAAGACACCAGAUUAUGAUCCAACACAACCAAAAUCAUGGCUUGUUUAUCAGGAUUGUAACAACUUGUACGGUUACGCAAUGUCACAAUUCAUGCCAUACGGAGGAUUUAAGUGGGUUGAGCCGAAACUAGAGGGUCUAAAUGAUUUAAACGAUAGAUCACCAAUCGGGCGGAUGUAUGAGGUCGAUAUAUCAUAUCCAAAAGAACUUCACGACAAGCAUAAUGAUCUGCCAUUCCUACCGAAAAAUAGUAUUCCACCUGGUUCAAAAGUUAAAAAACUUAUGGCGACUUUAGAAUCAAAGAAAAACUAUGUGAUUCAUUAUCGGAACCUGCAGCAGGCUAUAGCCAACGGACUCGUUGUGGAAAAAGUUCACAGAGUUGUGCAGUUUAAUCAGUCGGACUGGCUUAAAAAAUACAUAGAAUUAAACACUGAGAUGCGGAAAAAAGCGAGGAACGACUUUGAAAAGGAUUUCUUCAAACUCUUAAACAAUGCCGUUUUUGGAAAAACCAUGGAAUCUUUAAGGAAACGUUUUAAAAUGGAGCUUGUUUGUAGUGAAAAACGUUUGCAAAAACUUAUAAAUCUUACUACAUUCAAACACUGUACUACGUAUGACGAAACCCUCAACGCUGUCUCAUUAGAAAACAAAAUUAUCAUGUUUAACAAGCCAAUAUAUAUAGGUUUUGCAGUGCUGGAAAUUUCCAAGACCGUCAUGUAUGAUUAUCAUUAUAACGUUAUGCAGGCUCAUUAUAGGGAUAAAAUUGAGCUCAUGUAUACUGAUACAGAUUCACUGGUAUACUAUAUUCAAACCGAUGAUUUUUACAAAGACCUGGAGAAUAAUUCCAAUUUACUCGAUCGAAUGGAUACAUCAGACUUACCACAAGAUCAUCCAUGUUACAUUGCUGAGCGAAAGAAAAUCCCUGGUUUGUUUUCCGAUGAAACAAAUUCAGAGGUUAUGACGCAUUUUUGUGGGCUCAGAGCAAAGUCUUAUUCAUAUAAGAUCAAUGGCAAGGAGAAGAUCAGGGCGAAAGGAAUCCGCGGGCAUGUAGUCAGAAACCAUAUGAAUUUCAACGAUCAUUAUCGCUGUCUGUUUGGUGAUACAACUUUGGAUGUGAUGACGGAGAAUGUCUCUAUCCGGUCGUUCAAUCAUCGAUUGAAGACUAUUAAAUCAACCAAAUUAACUUAUAAUAGUUUCGAUGACAAGAGGGUUAUACUUGAGGAUCAAAUACAUACCUUGGCUCACGGUCACUACUCUAUAGAGGACACCAGAACACUAGAGCAAGCAGAAGCCGAAUUAAUACAACUUCCGGAAGCCGAGAUAGACAGAUAGUUUUUUUUUUUUAUUUAUUAUAGAUGAUUUGUUUUUAUAUUGUAAAAUAUCACUGUAGAUAUUAUUAUUAUUUUUUUUUUUAUUUUGUAAAAUAUCUCUGUAGAUAUUAUGUGGAUAUUAUAUUUAUUAUUAUUAUUAUUAUUGAAUUGAUUCUAGUUAGGAUAGGAUAGGAUAGUAUAGGAUAGGAUAGGAUAGUAUAGUAUAAAGAAAUAACUCAUUGAUAUAAAAAAAAUAAAUAAAUAUGAUAUUUAUUUUUACAAAUUAUUUACAAACCAUUUUCUUAGGCUAAAUACUUUAUAAAAUGAACAUUGUUUAGGAUUGAAAUCCAUAUGAAAAAUACAGCAUGGUAAAGUUUCUUCAUCACAUAUUUGGUCUAGUGGAGGGCACCCCAUGUCGUCAAUAUUGAUGAUCCCGAUGUGAGGAAUAUACUCUAAAAGAAGUUGUUUUUUCUGAUCGCCUUUAACGUAUAUGAAACUGAACUUUAGUGAAUUCAGUACUCUACCUAGUUCUUCAUACUCAACAUCCCCAUAUUCCAAAGAUAGUUUGUGAUAAUUACGCUCCAACCACUUGUUAGUUUUCCGACUCUUGUUAUCCUGUAUUGAUUUUGAAUUUUUAAAAAUCCAAUGUUGAGUGGCCCAUGUUUCUACAUCUACUAUAGACAUUUCUUUUAUCAUGUAUUUAUUAUCCCUCCCGAGAAUGCAAU
Metopolophium dirhodum (rose-grain aphid) is the source of this 4474-nucleotide messenger RNA. RefSeq lists its product as uncharacterized. Lineage: Eukaryota; Metazoa; Arthropoda; Insecta; Hemiptera; Aphididae. The coding region runs from base 58 to 3771 and encodes 1237 amino acids. The transcript is spliced from 8 exons. The record is from RefSeq and is a predicted model, not a curated record.